UCUCAGCGUGAAUAUACGGAUCGGACACGCCUCGGUGCCCCAAAGCUGUCAUAUUUCCGCCAUGAAUUGUCAGAGAGCCGAAGGUAACUUAUUUCUCUAAAGCUUACGACUGAUGGCCACGACCAGCAUGCACCCAAACGGUGGAGGCUAUUGGAGAACAAUAAUCUUACUUUCUGCUUUAAACCAGGUUGAGAUAACCUAUCUGUAGAUUAGUUUCUCUAUACCGUCGAUGCGUAAACGGAUAUUUAUUUGGCACGUUUAGGUGACAUACGCAAAUAUGCAGUUUUAACAAGACUGUUUCAAGAUGCGGAGCAGAUGUUGCGUGUUGGUUGUAAUUGCCGGUGUUAAUCUCUCCAUGGUUUUAUUCUAUUACAUUGGUUACUCGAAUGGGUUUUCAUCUAAACAUAUACAUACACAGACGGAAAGUCAAAUAGCUAUCAUUUCACUAUCACCGGGAAGUAUCGAUAUCAAUAAAAGAGUUGAAUUGCCAUUGGGAACUUUGAAAACUACGGAUGUAUAUUUAAACAAUACGAAUACAACUACCACUACUACUGUUACCACGUCCACUUCGGGGGAAACGUUAGAAAAAUGUCCAGAUCCUUCUCCACAUCUGGUGGGUCCAUUGAGGGUUGAGUUCUCUACACCUGUCAGUUUGGACACAGUGAGGAAGGAGAACCCACAUCUACAGUUUGGAGGUCAUUACAAGCCAGGCAACUGCAUCGCCCUUCAGAAAGUUGCAGUCAUCAUCCCCUUCCGCAAUCGUGAUGAGCACCUCAGGUUUUGGCUCCACUACCUCCACCCGAUCCUUCAGCGUCAACAGUUGGACUAUGGCAUCUAUGUCAUCCAACAGCAUGGAGAGAACACGUUCAACAGGGCCAAGCUGAUGAACAUCGGCUACAAUGAGGCCCUCAAAGAGUACGACUACGACUGCUUUGUGUUCAGUGACGUGGACAUCAUCCCCAUGGACGACCGGAACACCUACCGAUGCUUCAGCCAGCCCAGACACCUGUCUGUGUCCAUGGACAAGUUUGGCUUCAGGUUGCCAUAUGAUCAGUACUUUGGCGGUGUCUCAUCACUGAGUAAGGAGCAGUUCCUGAAAAUCAAUGGUUUUCCCAACAACUACUGGGGCUGGGGAGGUGAAGACGAUGAUAUUUUCAAGAGGGUUAGCUCCAGAGGAAUGUCCAUCUCUCGUCCGGAUGGCGAGAUUGGAAAAUGCCGGAUGAUCCGUCAUGACAGAGAUAAACUAAACGAUCCAAAUCCACAGAGGUUUGACAGAAUACUACGCACAAGACAUACAAUGGAUUCAGAUGGAAUUAAUUCUCUCAAGUACGACGUGGUCAAAGUGGAAAAAGAUGCUUUGUUCACCAACAUCACAGUUGACGUGGGGACACCUUCAUGAAGGUGAAUGUAGUACGAUGGAAAUGCCAGAUGGAUUUUCUCUAUUUCUGCAUAUUCUGAACAUUGAAUGUUAUCAGAUCUUAAACUUAAAGUUAAACUUAAACUUAAAUUAUUACAUAGAGAAACCAAGUGAGCACACAACACAAUUUGGAUAAUUAUUGAAAUUGUUUUCAUGGGACAAGUUAUGACACCAAAGUCCCUUUCAACCUCAAUACCGACACAAUACAGUGUCUCCAUGGGAAAUUCGCAUAAUUAUGCUGCAAAGCAAACAAGUGGUGCAUCUUAAUAUGAAUGCAACUUAUAGCUCAAUGUAUAGGCUGCUUACCGGCCGCAUUUAUUGUUCCUCAUGUCUGCUUACAAAAAGAAUAGUUUACACCCAGCUGUGUAAUAGUAAAUGCUUUUAGCAAGCCAAUUAACAUUAGCCAACACGAGGACCGAACACCCUGAAUGAACGGUGAGAAACGCACGUCUCGGAUUUCCCAUUUACCAUGUCUUAAUAAAAUGUACAUGCCGCAAACAUUGGAGUAAACAUUUUUAUGUAUAUAUAGUGACCAUAAUUGUUUUCAGAACUUCUACAAUCAAGUCCAAUAUGAAUGUGUCACAACCAAUUAUUUAGUAAAAGGGUCUGUUUUACACAGCGGCAUUAGGUGUUGCAUGUCUUUGUAAUAUAAGUAAAAACAGCACUAAGACAUUGGGUUAUGUUCACUCAAAUUUUGUUAAUUUAAUAUUAAGUUUAAGUUCAAGAUCUGAUAAAGAAAAUACAAAUAGGGAAAAUCCCUUUUCACAACACUGGGGGCCAAAUAGGGGCCAAUACAUUUUCACAACACUGUAAAAGGAAGAGAUAUGUUGCAAGGAGUGGGGCAGAAAAAGCACUGUGGAAUUAUCAAAUUGAAUACUGAGAAUUAUGUUAAAUUGAAUACUGAGAAUGAUGUUAAAUUGAAUACUGAGAAUGAUGUUAAUGUUAAUGCAGAAAUAUGUACAGUACUGGAAUACUGGAAACAAAUGAACUCCUCAUGGAUAUGGGCAUGUGGUGACCCAACUAGACCUGGAAGUCUGGAAGUCUGAAACUGUUCAACAAAAACAUGUUUCCUAAUUGCAGUUGCCUAAAUAGGUUUAAAAGUGUAUAUAGUUUCACAAGUGUAUGAAGUUCAUUUUCAUGAAUAUAUUGAUUGUUUCUUUUUACAUUUUUUGGGAGCAGUGUUUCGUCAUUUUAUUGUUUAAUAUAUCUUGCGGGAAUGUUUCCCAUAUUUGAAACUUUGUGAAAGGUUUUUAUAGGUUUCAUACAUUAUUAAACUUUCUCCAGAAACCUCAG
Messenger RNA from Esox lucius (northern pike), 2710 nucleotides. Its product is annotated as beta-1,4-galactosyltransferase 1-like. The record is from RefSeq and is a predicted model, not a curated record. The coding region runs from base 305 to 1399 and encodes 364 amino acids. NCBI's taxonomy places the organism in Eukaryota, Metazoa, Chordata, Actinopteri, Esociformes, Esocidae. The transcript has 6 exons. Gene Ontology annotation, biological process: protein N-linked glycosylation; carbohydrate metabolic process. Gene Ontology annotation, molecular function: beta-N-acetylglucosaminylglycopeptide beta-1,4-galactosyltransferase activity; cytoskeletal protein binding.